UGCGGAGCGCAUUCCAGAACGUUCCUUCGCAGUCUCUGCCCAUCCUCCCUUCUUAACCCGCGCGGCGCCGGCGAGGCCACACGACCUCGCCAGUCGCCGCCACCAUGCGGCUCUCCGCCGGCGCACGCCUCGCUCUCCUCCUCGCCCGCUGCUCCCUCUCCUCCUCCUCCGCCGCCGCCUCCCACUACCCGCGCGCGCACAGAGGCAUAUGGACCUACGUGGCCCGCGCGCUGCCAUCACGUAGUUCGCCCUUCUCCUCGCCGACCUACGGCCACAGGUUCUUCCACGGGACCAGGCCGGUGGCAGCGAGGGACUACUACGACGUGCUCGGUGUCAGCAAGAACGCAAGCCAGGCAGAGAUCAAAAAGGCGUAUUAUGCGCUUGCAAAGAAGCUUCAUCCAGACACAAAUAAAGGUGAUGCUGAUGCAGAACGGAAAUUUCAAGAGGUUCAACGAGCUUAUGAGACCCUUAAGGAUGAGCAAAAAAGAUCAUUCUAUGAUCAGGUUGGCGCUGAUCAGUAUGAGAAAGCUUCUGCUGGUGGAGGCGGAGCUGGCAAUCCAUUUGAGGGUGGUUUUGGUAAUCCAUUUGAGGAUAUUUUCGGUGGUGGUGGUGGUGGUGGGAUGAAUGAUUUCUUUAAGAACAUUUUCAGGGACAGAGAAUUUGGAGGACGCGAUGUUAAGGUUGCGCUGGAAAUAUCAUUUAUGGAUGCAGUUCAAGGGUGCACCAAAACGAUCAGCUUCCAAACUUCUGUAACGUGUGAAACCUGCGGUGGAGCUGGUGUGCCUCCUGGAACCAAACCUGAAACAUGUCUAGCUUGCAGGGGUUCAGGAUUUAUCUUCAUGCAAACUGGUCCCUUCAGGAUGCAAUCAACAUGCACACAAUGUGGCGGUUCUGGGAAGACUGUGAAGGAAUUCUGCAAGACAUGCAAAGGAAACAAAGUUGUGCCAGGAACAAAAACAGUUCGCGUCGAUAUAGCUCCUGGUUCGGAUAACGAUGAUACUAUAAAGGUGGCUAGAUCAGGUGGUGCAGAUCCAGAUGGACGUCCUAGUGAUCUUUAUGUAUCCCUGAAGGUUCGUGAGGAUCCUGUAUUCCGGAGAGAGAAAGGUGAUAUUCAUGUUGAUGCUGUCCUGAAUGUGACUCAGGCAAUCUUGGGAGGGACGGUUCAAGUCCCAACUCUCAGCGGAGAUGUUGUUCUAAAGGUCAAGCCCGGAACUCAACCUGGUCAAAAGGUGGUUCUGAGAGGAAAAGGAAUCAAGACAAGAAAUUCAUCGUACUAUGGAGAUCAGUAUGUCCAUUUUAAUGUCAACAUCCCUGUGAAUUUGACACCGAGACAGCGGAUCCUGAUCGAGGAAUUUGCAAAGGAAGAGCAAGGCGAAGACGAGAAGGAUGCGAAGGCAGCCGGAGCAUCAGGAUAGCCGAUAUUGGGAGCCAUCCACAUUUCGUUAGCGCCUUAGUUGCUCUUAUAUCGGGAGGUAGAAUAGACUGCUGCCUGAAAUUCGCAGGGGCAAGAUAUAGAUGGUUGCGUGGAAUUUCCAUCGUAACAUGUAGAACUUUGUUUCAGAUUUUGUAGCUGGAAUAAUAUUACUCGACAACCCUGCCUGAUGUGUGUAAUCUCCUAAGCUACUAGCAAGACGUGCAGGGACUCGUACAAUUUUGUGGAUCAGGGUGACUGCAUGUAAAACACACGGUACCGAUGUCAAUUCAUCUCCUGUCGAGGUUUCGGUUUUUUA
This is a messenger RNA of Phragmites australis (common reed), 1730 nucleotides long. Its product is annotated as chaperone protein dnaJ GFA2, mitochondrial-like. Gene Ontology annotation, biological process: response to heat; protein refolding. The record is from RefSeq and is a predicted model, not a curated record. Gene Ontology annotation, molecular function: heat shock protein binding; ATP binding. NCBI's taxonomy places the organism in Eukaryota, Viridiplantae, Streptophyta, Magnoliopsida, Poales, Poaceae. Bases 105 to 1415 code for a protein of 436 amino acids. The transcript is spliced from 17 exons. Gene Ontology annotation, cellular component: cytoplasm.